Messenger RNA from Talaromyces marneffei, 3447 nucleotides. RefSeq lists its product as uncharacterized. The transcript has 5 exons. NCBI's taxonomy places the organism in Eukaryota, Fungi, Ascomycota, Eurotiomycetes, Eurotiales, Trichocomaceae. The coding region runs from base 1 to 3447 and encodes 1148 amino acids. The record is from RefSeq and is a predicted model, not a curated record.
AUGGCGUCACCUUUCAACCCUCGUGAGGGUCUGGCCACACAAAAAUCUGGCCUCAACGAUUCACACAAUCCGACAACAACAGCAAUUGAAGGUGAUGAAGACGAUAUAUCUCUCACCUCAACAGCAGGAAGUGUAUUCCAAGAUGAAUACGAGGUCGAAACUAUCCAUGCACAAGACAUAAUCAACGGUCAAAAAGUGUACCUUGUCAAAUGGAAAGGCUAUGAAGACUUGCGUUGCACGUGGGAGCCGAGAGACUCAUUCAACACUAAGGAAAUACUACUGGAGUGGGAAGACAAGAAGCGGCAGAUAAAACGAGGAGUCAGAGAGCCGUUUGAUGUUGAAGCGUGGCAGGCUGAAUGUGAAGCUUUUGAGACCGCUCGUGAAGACCGUAAGCGUCGACGACAAGAGAAACGAGCCAGAUUGAGUUUGUUGGGGCCAGAAAACCAGGAAUUGACUGCUGUACCGACCGCCACCGUACCAACUCCAGAUUUGGAACCGAUAAUCCCUCCCUCAGCUCCCUCAGAUAUGUCUUCUGAUGAUGAUAGACCUCUUGUACAAAGAAGAGGUCUUGAGCAGAAUAGUCCAUCAAAGGCCGAUAGUGUUCAGUCAAGGUCCCCAAGUCAACCUCAAACCACGGCCGCUAGCAACCAACCCAAACCACCCGCAGUUCAACCUACAUCUGCACUCCCUGUCAAUCAAACCACUAGCCGAACAGAGAGACCAAAAGCCGCGCCGCCAAAGCCUGUCGACAUUAAGCUGGCGGAAGGUCGUUUUGAAAGAAGAGAUCUCGCCAAUGUUUUGAAUCGUGCGCGGCAGCAGCCCAAUCCACCAGCAGAGAAGAACAAACCGUGGAAGUUAUUUCGAACCACGCACAGAUUCGAAAAGGCUUCUCGACAGGACCCCGAACCCAACAUAGACGAUUUGGAAUUGCAAAGCCCAAAUACAUGGUCUCCAUUCCAAAUGUCUUCGUUUCUCAGAAAACGUCAAGAAAAAGAAGACGAUAACCUGUUUGUGGAGCAAGACGAAGUGCCUGAAACUCAACAAAAUUCCGUUUCUCGCACCCCGUCUGCAUCGGUCGACAGUCCCGUGCUUCAGUCACAGCAACUCAAUACAGUAGAGCAUUCCUCAGCUAUACCCCCAAGCACCAUAUCUCCAAGCGGUUACACGCAAGAAGUCGGAGAAAGUCUGGUAACAGAAAGCUCGGAUAAUGUUAUGCCCAAACGUCUCAUCCCCUUGGGUCCAAGGAACUGGCAACCGCCCCCGGUUGGGAGACGCCAACUGCGCCGGAAAGACGACCUUCUUUGUCGGAUAUCGUAUGGCACCGAACCCUUUGAGAUAGGUGAUACCUUACUCUGCGAUAUAUCAACUUUUACCCGAGAGAUUAUUUGCAAACUCAGAUCCGAAGGCGAAGUCAGAGUUAGUUUCGAAGAGGUUUGCACGUUAGACCGUUUUCAAUCUUUGUCCCAUGAGGUGAGCAAUGAAGUGGCUUUUAAUGGCUUCAUCCUUGCCUAUCCUGAUACACAGUCUCGGUUAUAUGACUUAGAGGAUUUACUACGCGACAAGAACCACGUUGCAAUAGCGAGAAUCAGCCCAAAGCCAUUUGAACCAGAUCGUGGAUUGACUCUUAUCUGUUAUCCAACUGAACCCCGAUCCAAGAGUUAUCGGCUUCUGAACAGAGUAGGUUAUAGUUCGCCAAAGGGCUCUCUACGCUUUGCAGGUAUCAAUGGAGUACUUCCACGACAUCUACGAGAACCCACACCGCCCAAGGACAAAUCUGUGACAAGAAGGUUAUUGGAAAGACCAGAGCGACAGGGACGAUAUGAAGAAUCUGGCAGAAGUAGGGAGGAAGGAUUGACUGCAUGGCGCCUUCUCUCCCAGUCAAUCCCUUCUACGCCUCAGGUUGGUGAUUCCUCCUUAGCAAUCAAAGGGCGAGCCUUGCAAGCCCGUGAUCCUCGUUUAGAAGUCUCGACUACCCGGAAGAAUGAAGUAUCGACUGUAUCCCAAAGCGCACAGUCGACUGUCAUGCCAACUACUGCCGUCAUCGGUCAAGACGAAUCGACUGCCGCGGAUCCCGACGCUAUGGACACCUCGUCUGACACAUCCUCUGAACCUAGCGAAGACAUGAUGAUCACCACGACAUCUCAGCCUCCUGUCUCAAGUGGCAUCGACGUCCCGUCACCGGUAUCCGUGACGUCAAAUGAGAAACAUACCAAUCAGAUUAUCCCAGAAACCCAGGAUGUGCAGAUGCUUGACAUCAGCAAUGCAGAAAAUAUCAAUGUCAAAGAAUUCUUGACCAAUAUAUUCUUAACAAAUUACAAAAUCACGUACAACGAGAUCGCCGCUGUCACCAGCCAUUCCAGCAUUAAACUCGCCAAUUGCUUUUACCUAUGGUUCCCCGAGGAUGCCGACGCAGACUUUCAAGUAUUAGAGCAGUUCCUCGACACGCAUUAUGCGAUUGUGCUUUCGAAUCGCAAGCAAAAUGACUGGGAGAAGUUUACAAAAUCUUCUUCUGGAGUUGCAUUAUUCCACCAUAGCUUCCUGCAUUUCAGCGAGAUGUCCGGCUUCCACAAACUGAUGAUGAACUCCUCGUUCAAUUUUUGGAAUGUUUCACUUCAAACGGCUAUCCCAAACGUAGAACCACAAACACAUUUCCAACGACUCUUCCCUCAAGGAACUGGUUAUCUCAUGACGGAGGAUUUCAUGUUACAUGCAAGAGACGCAGCGAUCAUGAUCCUGGCUUGGUUUCGGGAUACUGCUUUGUCCAAGUUCCCGGGUACUUUGAAAAUGAUGGUUCGCCCGAAUGUCUUGGAAUGGUUGGAUCAAAUGUCUAAGGAAGAUCCUCGAUUUGCCGUAAUGGCUGUUCUCAUCGGCGACACUGCAUGCCAUGGUGACGCAUCAAACUGGCCAGUUGAGGCACGCGACCUCGACUGUUUCUAUAAUCCAUCUCUCGAAAGUCCCGUCAUCUCUCUAGCCGAAGUCCCCGGUAUUGAGCUGGCAGAUAGUUCAUCAAAUCCAGAUGCGAAGGGCGCCGAACAACAGAAAAAUACAGAUCUUCUAUGUGAGGUCUUCGCAGCCUGGGCGAUUCUCAAUGCAGCGUCCCUGCGGAAAUUUCACAUCAUCACACAUAACAAACCACUGGAGCGCUGGCAGAAAUGGCAACACAUUGAGAUAACCCAAGGCGCAAACGACUUUUUCCGCAAAUCCAACAUCAACAAAGACCAUUAUACAAAAUGGUUGGCCCAAGGUGCAUCGACCUCAUCAUCAUCAGCGUUAUCGCCAUCGAAAUCCGCGGCAGCGCUACCAGUGUCAUCCUCUACAAAACAACCCGCUAAAUCAGCACCAAUACUACCUACAGCGCCUGGACCGGCAGCCGCCCCGCGACCUCUGAAUGAAAGAGCAGUUAAAGCACAUCCUGGUACAGGUCCGGAUCAUCGGCCGUCGCGGUAG